AUGUUAUUAUUUGAAGAGAAAACAACGAUAGAGAAAGUAUGCAUAGUGACGGGAGCAAGCGAAGGAAUUGGUGCGGCAAUCGUACGCGAGCUAGCACUUGAAGGACAUAUGCGGGUUGUGUUUUGCGCACGAAGAGAAGAAAAGCUGAAGGAGCUAGCGAGAAAGCUUGAAGUUGAGGGAUGCCCAUCGAGUAAUUUGCUGCCAGUAGUAUGUGACGUUACGCAGAUAAGUGAAGUGCAGUAUAUGUUGGAUCGGACUAUGGAGACGUACGGAACCGUGGAUGUGCUCAUCAACAAUGCCGGAUGUAUGUACUAUCAGAUGAUCAAAAAUGGACCAACCAAAGUAAGCUGCUUUUAUUAUGUCAAAACUGCUUUUUCUUAG
Messenger RNA from Gongylonema pulchrum, 381 nucleotides. The record is from the annotation of a GenBank genome assembly. NCBI's taxonomy places the organism in Eukaryota, Metazoa, Nematoda, Chromadorea, Rhabditida, Gongylonematidae.